AUGGUCAAACAAAACAAGCAAACCGCAUCAUCAUCGGCGGAUGCAUUGAGCACUGGUCUCGCCGGGCGAAGCGUGAAUGAUGCUGCUCGUGCUGCUGAUGCUGCUCGUGCUCUUGCUGCUGCUCGUGCUGCUGCUUAUGCUCGUCGUGAUGCUGCUGCUCCUGUACCUGCUCGUGGUGCUGCUCGUGCUCCUCCUGCUGCUCGUGUUGCUGCUUUUGGUCGUGCUCCUCCUGUUGGUGUUGAAGCGACCUCGAGUUCUGCUCCUGCUCCAGAUGCUGCUCCCAUUGAGCUUGCUCAGAUUGCAAGCCAUCAGCUGGUGAUUGAUCUGCAAACCCAACUGAUCCAAGACGAUCGAAGACAUGGACAAGACGAUCCAAGGCAAGAACAAGAUGAUCGAAGACAGGGACAAGACGAUCCAAGACAAGAACAAGACGAUCCCGGGAAGUUGAAGCUGCACGAGUGGUUGGAAUUCACAACACAGUGCGAAUUUGUAAGCCACCCUGCCAUUCUGAUUGUCGAAAUGUGCAACUUUGAGGCGAAAUUACGGCUGAAACUCAGUGUGAAUGCAAUUUCAUGGGAAGUGUCCUGCAUCGGAUCACAAUCAAAUGCAAGGCUCGCCAACCUAUUCGUCAAAUCCGAUACCUCCUGGAAAAUGAAGAUUCCAGGGUACAAGCUGAAGGCGGCGUUGCCGUCGCCUCCCAGGUCGUUCCUGGAAGGGCAAGAACUUUCGACGUAUUCCGCGCUUGCAAAUUUUUGCCAGCAAGUCUGUUCCCUGGUUGAGUCAACGGUCAAAUUUCACGUCAUCGCUCAGGGGUCGUUCGGACCUGAUCUCGUUGCGAUAUCCACAAGGACGGCGAACGGCAUUCCGUCUAACAGUCUGCAAAACCAAGGGGCUUUGGCUGCAGCUGUAGCGGGUGGUUCACAGGGCGCGGCCGCAGCCGGUGAUUCACAGGGCCAGGCCUCCACAUCCACGAGUUCGAGCACUGCUGCAAGGUCAUCCGCAAACAACUUGUUCGCUCGUCUACAAUCUGAAAUCCUGUUCAUGAUCGAAGUCCAAACACAUGCUUCGCCACUCAACGAAGCAUGUCUGCAACUCGCAAGCUACAUGGUUAGCCGUCUGCGAUUCGACAACCUCAAGGUCAUGGAGUGUGUCGAUUCUUGGCCAGACUUUGUUGAAGGAAUACUCUGGCGCGGUCCCAGCGUCUAUGUUGUUCGAGUGUUGCUGAAGAAGCAUGGCAAGCUCAUUGCACCUGAAAUUUCCAGUUUGGCGGCGGACCCAGCCAGGGCGGUUCUGUUUCUUGUGUCGAGAGCCAUCAAAAACGCUGCGGGCGAUCGCGAAUUCGAUUGGAAGCACGACUUUGACGACGACGACCACGACCACGACAACGACCACGACGACCACAACGACCACAACGACGACGACGACGACGACGAUGACGACGACGACGACGACGACGACGACGACGACGACGACGACGACGACGACGACGACGACGACGACGACGAUGACGACGGUGGCCAUCAAGCUACGGACGAAGGUCCCGCGCGACACAAAGGGAAACAAUCCGCGGCGAACAAAGGUAAAAACCGCGCGCAAGGUCAAGACGCGGCGAAAGUUCCAACCCCCAGGAACAAAAACGGCAACCAGCGUCGCACAGCCAAUUCGCGUGUUCUCAAUUUGGCAACUGGCCCGCAACCUCUGCUCGAUGCCCAGGUCUUUCAUCGCGAUUUCAUGUUCACUGGCAAGCUCAGCCUGAACUCGAGCGAGGAAUUCACCAAUGUGGUGGUCAAGUUUGCCCCGGCAGAUCGCAAUACGCUCACAGAACAGCUGGCGCGUGAGGGCAUGGCAUUAGCCCUCCUCAACCAUGACCGAAAGGAAGCUGCUGCUCAUGGCAUUCCCGAGCUGCUAUCGUUCUGCACUGCCGAUUUUAAUGGAAAGUCUGGACUGGCGUUGGUCACGGGCCUCAUUCCUGGUACGAGCGUUGACUGGAAGCAACAUCAACCAUAUGCGGCAAGCAUCGCCUCGCAAGUUUGCGACACUCUUCGCUGGAUUCAUGCGCAAGGAGUGGUGCACGGCGACAUUCAUCGUGGGAACUUGCUGGUCACCCAAAUGAACUUACUACCGACGCCACCCGCCUCACCGCCAAAAGGCGCCCUCGAGUCGCUGCCCAAAGGCGCUGUCGAGUUGCCACCUCAUUCGAUUGCGUUGGUCGAUUUUGGGCUUUCUUGCUUCCUUCCAGUUGCGACGCGCGAGCACGUGCAGACAGCACUCUUGGCAGCGCCUGUGACUGUCGAAGCUACCGCAAAGCUCAAACCGUGGCUCAACCGCGUCGACGACAACUCGUGGGACGUGUGGCCAGGCCACUUUUACCACAUUGCGCGCAGUGAGAAGGCAAUCACUCCGCAGGCCGACUUUCUCGGUCUCGGCUUGCUUGCUGUGUCGCUAGAGAUCGGUGGCACAAAAGUCCUGCAGCAGCAUCUUCAUCUGGACGACUCCGACGCUUUGUCAUAUUCGGCUCGGACUCCAAAGCGCCAGCUGUUGCGUGAUCAAGACGGUCUACUCUCCCAGCUGCUCGCGCAAUGCCCCACAACUUUGCUCGAGGUGCAGAAGAUUGUUGCGCUUGCAGACGGGUAA
Messenger RNA from Capsaspora owczarzaki ATCC 30864, 2634 nucleotides. RefSeq lists its product as hypothetical. Lineage: Eukaryota; Filasterea; Ministeriida; Capsasporidae. The transcript has 3 exons. Gene Ontology annotation, biological process: protein phosphorylation. Gene Ontology annotation, molecular function: protein kinase activity; ATP binding. Bases 1 to 2634 code for a protein of 877 amino acids. The record is from RefSeq and is a predicted model, not a curated record.